Molecule: messenger RNA, 1686 nt
Organism: Candidula unifasciata
Lineage: Eukaryota; Metazoa; Mollusca; Gastropoda; Stylommatophora; Geomitridae
Source: the annotation of a GenBank genome assembly
AUGACAGCGAAAGGAAAAUCUAGCUCUUUAUUCGACGAUAUAUUUAAAAUUCAGAAUGCUGCCCCUGAACUGGACGUUGAUCCUGAAGAUCUGGUCGAUGGGUUCAAGGCUUCUCUUGUGGAUGGUGUAGAUGAAGUAGAAACUUUUGCAUCCAGCAGUUUACGGAAACAAGCAGCAAUUAUUCCAGAUGACCCCAAAUAUAAAGGAAAAAAGAUAUCCAGAAAAGAUUUCUUCAAUGAUGAUGAUAGUGCUGAUGAGGGUCAUUUUACUGAUUCAAGCCAGAGUCAGAGGUCAGAUGAUUCAGAGAAUGAAGGUAGUCACAUUGAUGAUGAUGAUUUUGACGAAGAAGAAAAUGGUGAGGGGAAUGACAAAUUAGAAAGCAGCGAGGAUGAUGAUGAUGCUGACAAUGAUGAAGCUGGUGUGGACGACGCAUUAGAGGAUGAAUCGGCCAAGACAAUUAAAGCAAUUGAUGUGUUACCACCAGCAAACAAGUCUGAUGACAGAGCAAAAGGAAAAGCGGUGAUGUAUCAGUUAGGUGUGUGGGACGACUUGAUCAAAAGCAGAAUUGCCAUGCAGAAGAUGGUUACAGCCUGCAACAGAUUGCCGCAGCCAGACACAUGGACUGACUUUAUCCAGCAGGAGAGUUUUAGAAAGGAGGCUAAGAACGUGCAUAGCUCGGUGAGGAAACUUGUAUCUACCCUGCUGGACGUUCAGCUGCAGCUCUUGCAUUCAGGAGAAAAAUCUGGCAAAAGUAAAACACCAGCUGGUGGCUCAGACGAGGAGAUUACCAGUGAAUCUGAAGUGGACGAUGAGAAGGAGAAGGCAGUGAUAAGUACCAAAAUGAAUGGGUCACAUAAUGAUACAGAGAAAGGGGAUUUGAAUGCAGAUGAGGAAGAUGACAGCCCAGAGGAAGAAGAAGACGAAGAUAUGGAGACUGAUGCUGUGACGGAAAACAGGCAACAAAACCAUGGGCGUAUGAAACGUAAACUGGAUGUUGAGGAGGUUGAAGAGACGCUUUCAAAACGGCACAAGGAUUUUCAGAGUUUCAGAAAUGACACCUUGUCCAAGUGGGAUGAGAAGACGAGGCUAACCCAAGGAAAGAUCAAGGCCAAGAAUUUUUCUGCGUUUGAAGUGUCUGUCUUGAAACAGAUAGAGCAGAUUUUGGUUAACCGCGACAGACUGAUUAAACGGUUACAUCAGCAGCGAUCAGCUUACAGAAUUCUAGGCAAGCCAAGCAAUGAUACUGAGAGAAAAGCUGGAGAAAACGGUGUCGUAGAGGAUGAUGAUGAUGAGGUGGAGAUCAAGCUGAAACAGAGAACCAGGCCAGAAACAGAAGUCAAUCAUGAAAUUAUUGAUGACAAUGAUUUCUACCAUGUGUGCCUCAGGGACCUGAUUGAGAUGAAGCAGAAUGAAGAGACAGAUCCGGUGAUGGCUAAUAAGCAGUGGCUGGAAAUUCAAAGGCUGAGAAAUAAGCAGAAACGGAAGGUGGAUACCCGUGCGAGUAAGGGUAGGAAGAUCAGAUACCAUGUGAAAGAAAAGUUGAAGAACUACAUGACACCGUACGACAAGUCUCUGUGGUCAGAGGAACAGAAGGAUGAUCUGUUUAAAGCCUUAUUUGGAGGGAAGCUUUAUCGUGAAAGCAACCCUGAAGCUUUUGAGAAUCCAAGUAUCAAUCUGGGCAUUUAG